AUGUGCCGAAAGAUCCUCUGUUUGCUGCGAUCGAUCGACGGCGAUGGUGCGAAUGGCCACCGAGGCGCUGGGUACGGGUAUGAUGAGAGCGCAGAAGAUGGAGACGAUCAUCAGCACCAUCAUCAUCAUCAUCAGCCGAGGCGAUACGGACAGCCUGGAAUAACGGCAGGAGCCGGUUUUGGUUUUAACCCAUACUACGGCAUGCCACAGUAUGGGUUAAACGGUCCGGUCCAACCCGGCAGCAACCUGUUCGACGUGGUAACGAAGAACACGGCCGCGGUGUUUGACAGCGUGAACCAACAGAUCGGGCAGACGUUUAACGCCGUUUCGCGUCCAUUCGGGGUUGGGUUCGGAUUCGUACCGGGGAUGGUUGGAACGGGUGGUGCUGGAGUGUAUGCCGGUGGGUUUGGUCAGUUUGGACCUCCAGGACAAUCAGGACCUCCGUAUGGGUUCAUCCCGCCAGGACAUCAGCCAGGAUUCGGUCCACCAGGUCACCAUAUGGGAGGACCUCCUCCUAAUAAGAAGCCUCCUCAAGGUGGUUGGCCUCCUCAAGGAGGUCAUUCUCAUCCUGGAAAUCGUCCCCAUCAAGGAUCGUACCCGUACAGUCCUGGCUCAGUACCUCCGGUUGUGAAUCCUGCGCCGAUUCCACCAACACAAGUUCCUCCACCACCCCCAGCACCUCCGGCCGUUCCCAACAACCCUCCUCCAGUGCCUCCUCCACCCGUAGUCCCGCCAGUAGCGAAUCCUCCACCACCACCACCACCACCAUCGUCCGGAGGCAAUGGCUGGACAAUGGAUAACCUUCCACCGGUGGCACCACCACCGCCUCUACCUUCGACAGGGGGCACUAAACUUCCACCCCCACCACCACCACCGGUGGCUCCACCUCCACCACCACCUGUUGCCCCACCACCACCCGUCCCAAAGGAUAACAGUGGUGUCGGAAACGAGGAGGACGACGCAAAUCCGGUGUACGACAUCGACAUCCGUGGAGAGUUUGAGGACAACAAGACGACACGAAGGAAACGUCAGUUCUUCCCGAAUUUGUUCAAUCAAAUUGGAGGACUCGUCAACACGGCCGUCAAUUCUGCUGGUAUGUUCGCACAAGGCGCGUUUAACCCCGGACAACAGCAGGGUGCCCCGGGUGGAUUCCCAGGAUUUUUCGGUCAGGGAAGACCCCAAUGGCCUCAGCAAGGAGGUGCUCAGCAGCCUCAGCCAACUCCGAAUAAUCCUGUAGCUGUACCACCACCUGCACCUACACCUUCAACGCCACAAGGAAGCCGGACGCCUGAGUUGAACCUUCAAACUGUCGGGGAAGAUGGCAUGGUUUGGACGUACGAAUCGCUUGGUGUGAAGCCACCAGGACGCGUGCGAAGAGACACGGACGCGAUCUUCUUCCCGGACGACGAAGAAGAUGAUCGGUUCUCGAACUACAACAAGAAACCGGGUGUUGGGAUGCCUCCAGGACUGGUUGCUCCUGUCCGAGGACCAGAACCAGCGGCCUCAGGCUCACAAGCUGGUGCCCAAAGCCAAUCCCAGAACGUGGCGAACGGAUUCCAGCAGAGCAGUGGCUCGCAAUCACAAUCGCAGACGCUCCAGAAUCAACAUGGGGUGUUCAACCAGAACGCAGCCGGCAGCACAUCCGGAAACGUGGCUGUGGACGGUUCGUCAGGUCAGCUGAGUGCGGCCAACACACAACAGCAGAGCUUCCAGACGGCGCAGGGUUCGGGAAGUCAGAACCAGGCCAACAGCCAAUCGGCCAACUUCGACAACCAGGGCAAUUUGCAGCUGUCGAAUUCGAACGCGAACACGAUGUCCAUCCGGGAGAAGGACAAGUACAAGGAGCAAGCAAACGCCGGAUCAUCCUCGGUGGUACAGAACCAGUUCGGGCAGUCGUCGAGCAAUGCGCAAACCAACUCGGAGACGUUCUUCGAGAACGGCGUACAGGGUAACAAGAACAGCGCCUCCAGCCAGAGUCAGCAGACGAAUAAGGAUGGUUCUGUGUCGGGGGCAACCAGCAACACCAUGACGAACACCUUCACGGGUCCAGGUGGCUUGACGGGAUCGUCCUCAUCCAGUCAGUCGUCUUCGUUCAACCAAGGCCGCCCAGGAGGUCCCGGAUCUGGCGCGUUCAGUGGAGCGUCCAGUGGUGCUUCGAGUGGAGCGUCUAGUGGAGCAUCCGCCAGCAGUUCCUCGGCAAGCUCGUCCGCCACAGGACCUCUGUCGUUCAGCAUUAGCGGCUCCUUUGCUGGGUUGCCAGUGGGCGCUGGGCCACUCGGAAACUUUCUGCCAAACCUACUGAACCUGCCCAAGCUCAGAGGACAGCCGGCUAAUGGCGCGUUUUAGGAAGGCGCGUGAGCGUGAGUUGCACUAGCAUUAAGACCACCUCGAACUCGAAG
Molecule: messenger RNA, 2399 nt
Organism: Anopheles nili
Lineage: Eukaryota; Metazoa; Arthropoda; Insecta; Diptera; Culicidae
Product: trithorax group protein osa-like
Exons: 3
Coding region: 1-2346 (781 amino acids)
Source: RefSeq, a predicted model, not a curated record